AUGCUCAAUUCGUUCAAAAUCACAAUCAUAGAGUGUCUUCAAUUAUUCACAUCGUUACUUCUGCUUUCAAUCUUUUCAUGUGCACAGCGUGGCUCUUCAAGAGAACGAAAAUCCCAACGAGGAAACAGUGAUAUUUCAGUAUCACAAACACAGGUGUCAGAACGACCAUCAGAGCGCGAUCAGAAAAGGAGUGAGGUUAGUCAAAGGAAGCAAAGGAAUGAUGUACAGGACUCAAUCCGAAUGUUCCGUGGCCGAAAGCCCCCUCAAAAAGGAAAGCCGGCAAUGGAGAUAAAGUCAGAGCGAUCAGAUUCACAGCACACGCUCACCAUCACUGUUCCACUGGGAAAAGCUUCAAGAAACGAUCAACCGCCUUCCAAUUUGACUGAGGAAGCCGCGAAGAAAGUCGCCGGAACUGGAAGAAAUGAUGGGAAAAAGGUGCAAUUUGCUGAGAAGUUGGUGAACAAAACAAAAUCACCAUCAACUGGACCGUCUACGUCGAAGAAACUACAAAAAUCUCAGAAAACUCAAAAAUCAUCCAAAAAGUCGCAGAAAAAAUCGAAGAAGAGUAAGAAAUCUUCAAAAAGUAAGUGA
Caenorhabditis elegans is the source of this 591-nucleotide messenger RNA. RefSeq lists its product as uncharacterized. Lineage: Eukaryota; Metazoa; Nematoda; Chromadorea; Rhabditida; Rhabditidae. The record is from RefSeq and is marked reviewed. The transcript has 4 exons. The coding region runs from base 1 to 591 and encodes 196 amino acids.